Molecule: messenger RNA, 1254 nt
Organism: Beta vulgaris subsp. vulgaris (sugar beet)
Lineage: Eukaryota; Viridiplantae; Streptophyta; Magnoliopsida; Caryophyllales; Amaranthaceae
Product: transcription factor bHLH25
Exons: 5
Coding region: 243-1070 (275 amino acids)
Molecular function (GO): protein dimerization activity
Source: RefSeq, a predicted model, not a curated record
GGGGAACAUUAAUAUGCCAAAAAGAGGCACAACUUGCUACGGUCACUACUCACUACUCAGUACUCACUACUCACUAAACGCUACUCAACUAGUGUAUAUAUAAGUUACAGAGCACAUCAAUUGCAUACUUCACAAGUAUUAAUAUUGGCAUAUUGCUGAAGGGAUCUUUCCUCCCAGCUCGAACUCGUUGGAGAACUAUGCGCUAACUCAGGAGUUGGCAAUUUGGGAAGUUUCGGGUUCAUAUGGAGGCGUCAAUAAUGCCGAGGCCCAGUAAUUUGUUUACUGAACUGGAUAUAGAAGAUCCGAUGUUCUUACACGAAUUCGUAGCAGACUGUUUGGUUGAUAAUCCUCCAGAAGACAUGGAAGCCAUAUUGCACGAAAUCAACACUCUAUCCUCUUCCGGCUCAGACCACAACUCAUCAUCAUCAACAACAACAAUAUGUUCGAGUGUUGAAGAUCAAGGUAUGAAGCAUGGAGGAAAUACGACGGUAGCGCUUCGAAAGAGGCCAAGGAGGCUCCCUGAACAAUGCCAUAAUCACAUCAUAGCGGAGAGACAACGUCGUCAAACCCUUAGCGAGCGUUUCAUUGCUUUGUCCGCCCUCAUUCCCGGCCUCAAAAAGAUCGAUAAAACAUCUGUACUUGGUGCAGCUAUCAUCCACAUGCAACAGCUAAAAGAAAGAAUAAAGAUCUUAGAAGAAGGAAAUGCUAAAAAACAAAUGGAAUCCAUUGUCGUCCUCAAGCAACCACACAUCAUUCUUGAGAAUAGUGAGUGCAACUCUUCAACGUGCAACCAUAAUCUCUCAAGCAAAUUCAGUGAUGAACAACUCCCGGAUAUCGAAGCACGAUUUUCCAAUGAUAAUGUCCUUAUUAAGGUUCACUGCGAGAUGCAAAAGGGUAUUCUCAUCAAAAUUAUGAGUGAGCUUGAAAAGCUUCAACUAUUAGUUACUACAACUAAUGCUAUGCCCUUCAAUGGUAGAACACUAGAUAUAACCAUUAUGACCCAGAUGGAAGAAGAUUUCAAUAUGAGACCACAAGAUGUUGUUCAAAACCUACGUUCAAUCUUUCAAUAAGUUCCAUGUUUUGUUUAGUUUAAAUUGAUCAAUUUUCUUUUAACAUAUAAAGGUUAAUACAAAUAUACAAUUAGGCAGUUUUCUAUCAAUAGUGUUGUUUACAUUCAAUAAUAUUUGUAAUCUCCUGGUUUGAUAUCUUGCAAUAAAUUUUCUUGAUGCAAGAAGCUUUAUUUUCUUUUACUAA